This is a messenger RNA of Diversispora eburnea, 372 nucleotides long. The record is from the annotation of a GenBank genome assembly. Lineage: Eukaryota; Fungi; Glomeromycota; Glomeromycetes; Diversisporales; Diversisporaceae.
AUGACUGAUAAAAAAAUUCCAGUAUCGACACAAGCUAAUCUUUCUAUAAAGGAGGAAUGUCUCAAGAAUUUUUUCAUUGCAGGAUUAAAUCCCAAAAACCAGCUAGUAGCAGAAGAAUACAGAAAAGAUUUUCCAUUAGAAAAAGGUUCCAUUGUAGCUCUGAAGAGAGAUAUGGACAGGUUACGAUGGGAGAUAAGGAUUAUUGAUAAUCAAUUUUCAAAUAUAUUCAAAGAAGAUACAUAUAAAUCUGUAAAUACAUUUCAUAAUAUUAGCUCAGAGGAUGUGGAGCAUCGAAGCUUUGCAUCUUCUGAAACUGAAUUAUCUGAUGAUAUGGAAAUUCUCACUUGCACCUCAAAAAAGAAACAUUUAUAG